This is a messenger RNA of Haliotis rubra (blacklip abalone), 3063 nucleotides long. RefSeq lists its product as uncharacterized. The annotation marks the transcript as partial. NCBI's taxonomy places the organism in Eukaryota, Metazoa, Mollusca, Gastropoda, Lepetellida, Haliotidae. The transcript is spliced from 8 exons. The record is from RefSeq and is a predicted model, not a curated record.
CCACGAAGUACAUCAUGUCUUUCCUGUCUUCCUCCUGCUGACUACAUUCACCGGGACACAAGAUCUUACAUAACCGUCUUGGUGAUAGCCACACACAGCAAGGAGGCGGAUAUUGACAUCUUCUUCAGACUGGACGGCAACGUCACCUAUGAUAACAAGACGUACAUCGACCGGGACGCUCUCAGCAUCAGAUUAGAUAGGUAUCAGACGUUCUCCUUAAACAGUUCAUCUGAUAUGACCAGAACCAUCGUUAAUGCUACGGAGACAAUAGCUGUCUAUAGCGGAACAUACGAUGUGCGCAGAGGACACUUCUCUACUUUCGAGCAAUUACUUCCUGUGAAACAUUAUGGACAUGAGUAUAUUCUCGCUAUCCAGGACCCUUAUGACCGUGACCGCUCAUAUGUGAGUGCACUGCCAUACCAGCUUCAAGUUGUUACUGACCACAGUGACACGAGCAUCAUGUUUAAUAACGGUUCUUCCAUAUCAGUUGGUGAAGAUAGAGUGUACCGUAAACAAUGUGGGAAUCGUGAAACGUUCUACUUCAACACCACAAGGCCAGUUAUGGCCACCCUGUGUACUUUUGGAAGGAAUUACUAUACUGUUGCAUUUGUUGUAGUGCCCCCCGUAAGCCUAUACUCCACGUUAACAACACUACAACACCUAGGUUCCGUGCAGAUAUUGACAGACAACAACAACGUGGACGUUCAACAAGCCCAUGACACUGUCUCUACAGUCUUCAGCCCUCCGGUCACAUGGAAGAAUGUGUCAGGUACAAGAUACAAAGUGGGAACAUUGAGAGGUGGAGAAUUCACAACAGUAACCAUCCAUUCUAAUUCUACCUUUGCUAUCCUUGCAUACUAUGCCGCCAUAUACAACGGAGGAUACAGUUUUUGGACAUAUUCUGAUACAGAGACCUCGACACCAGAUGGAAGCGGUGUCAAGUUAAAUACAGGUGGUUCCAUCCAAGCUGGCAGUUCUGACAAUGCUACAGUGAUCGUGGGUGUGAUCUGUGGGAUAGUUAUCUUGGUUCUCCUCCUCGCUUUACUAGCAAAGGUGUUCUGCAGCCGAAAGAAGAAGAUGCCAGUUACGAGAGCAGGAGAACAAGGUGCUGAUGCUCCCUCAAACUCUAUGGCCAUCUACGCGGUGCCAGACAGAGCUGCUGGAGGUGCAGCAGGUGAAGGCACGUACACAGGGCCCGGAUUCAAAGUAACACCAAGCGACAUCAACAUCGUCGACAACAGGAAACGGGAACAGUCCACGGAGAGGAUGAUUUACAAGGGUUUCAGUUUGGUGGUUCUGUUGACGAUCCUGCAGAGCAGCAAGGGUGAAGACUACUUGGUGGCAGUGGCAUAUAGAGGAAACUACUCGAACAUCAUGUACACAGUAGGAGAAACUGGGGGCCUUGUGGAGAUCAAGUAUCCACACUUCGCUUAUAGAACAUCACUUGCUAUUUAUCCUUUCUGGUAUGGGUCACACCUGAUAGGUGAUAAAAUGCAAAUCACGAGUGAUGUAGAAAAUGCAGUUAUCGUUGUUAGCGCAAGUGACGAAGAGAUAGACAUUGUGGUAGAUGCUGACGGUGUAUUCGUUCCACUUCCAGUAUCUGCCCUUGGAACGAAGUACAUUUUACCUUCAGGUCUCUCCCCAAUCAGUGGUUAUCGAUCCUUGUUACUAAUAGCUACACACACGAAGAGCACUACAGUUGAUAUAUUCUUUCGAAUGGAUAGAGGAAGCAUUGACUUUACCAAUCACCGUUACAGUGACGGCGAUGUAUUAUCGCUUAAACUCAAUCCGUAUCAAACUUUUAGGAUAUCUACACCAUAUGAUUUGAACGGAACGGUCAUUAACAGCGAACACAGCGUAGCCGUCUAUAGUGGUAUUGAAUAUGCCUCUAAGUACACUGUGUAUGACCAACUACCGCCAGUCAAGCACUACGGACAGGAGUAUGUUGUUGCUGUAGAUGACACCAAACUGGAGCUCCAGAUCAUCAGUGAACACAACCACGUGCAGGUCACCUUCAGUUCUGGAGCCACAGUCUCUACUGGCGAGCGUCGUCUCUAUAACCGCUCACUUGAACGUGGAGAGAGUCUUCACUUCACCGCCACACGCCCGGUACUGGUGACACUCAGUCGAGCAGAUGGUUACAGUAGUGCCUUCACAACUGUACCACCUGUACACUCGUACGUCACACACAAAGGAGUCUGGUUAUAUCAUAACAAUCUUCGUGUAAAACUAAAAAUACUAACUGACACGAGAGCAACGGUGUUGAUUAAGGAGGUAAACGAUGGUCUGACAUGGUUGGAUAUGAGGGGCAGCAGAUACAAAGUUGGCACACUGGUACCGUCACAGUCACAUUCACUGUUCGGACAUUCAUUUACAUUCAUAUCCAGCGACUUCCCCUUCACAGUUCUGUCCUUCUAUAACGGAUCGGUCUAUAAAAACUGCUACAAAGUUUCUGUAGAUGAACCAGUACAUUAUACAGGUCCAACGUACUUGAUGGCACUGGCUAAGGGCAACCACAGAUUAGAUCCUCGGAUACUCGCCAGUGCUUGGGAGAAUGGAGGUCAAUGGCAGAUACAGGAUCUAAACUCUAGGUUCCGGGUCUGGUCCCGGUGCUUUAAUCCAUACAACACAGACUACUUUUACCCCAUUGUCCAAGCUUACACAGUAAUUCUUGUGCUUGUGUUGGUCAGGGAUGAUGCUGUUCAGAUCAAAGGUAACCUGAACUAUGAAACCUCGUUCUCUCCCCUUCCUGUGACGGCUCUAGGCACGAAAUACAUCAUGUCUUCCUGUCGCACACCGCGUUACAUGUCCGUCUUGCUGAUAGCCACACACAGCAAGAUGGCGGAUAUUGCCAUCAUCUUUAGACUGGAAGGCUACGUUGCCUAUAAUGGCAAGAAGUACACCAACGGGGACACUCUCAGUAUCAGAUUAUUUGGGUAUGAGACUUUAUCCUUAAACAGUACAUCUGAUAUGACAGGAACCAUCGUUAUGUCAACGGAGACAAUAGCUGUCUAUAGUGGAACAUACAUGUAUGACGUAUUUAAAACUUUCGAUUGUUACUGA